Messenger RNA from Anolis sagrei ordinatus, 844 nucleotides. RefSeq names its product ropporin-1. The record is from RefSeq and is a predicted model, not a curated record. Gene Ontology annotation, cellular component: motile cilium; cytoplasm. Gene Ontology annotation, biological process: sperm capacitation. Lineage: Eukaryota; Metazoa; Chordata; Lepidosauria; Squamata; Anolidae.
AAAGUAACAUGCCACAGACAGACAAGCAAGUAUGCAUUCCACCGGAGCUUCCAGAUUUGCUCAAGCAGUUUACCAAAGCUGCUAUUCGGACUCAGCCUCCAGAUUUAAUACUAUGGUCUUCCGAAUAUUUCAGUGCCAUGGCCCGUGGAGAAGUUCCCCCUGUAAGGGAGCGAGCAGAUAGAGUGCCUUUAUCAAACUGGGCAGAGCUUACUCCGGAGCUCUUGAAGGUCUUGCACCAGAGAGUGAGUGGGAGGCUGAUUGUCCAUGUGGAUGAAUUGGCCCAGAUGUGGAAGGUGCUCAAUCUCCCAACAGAUUUGUUUGACAGUGUAAUGAACGUUGGGCGUUUUACUGAAGAAAUUGAAUGGCUCAAGUUUUUAGCUCUGGCCUGCAGCUCUCUUGGAGUUACUAUUGCGAAAACUCUGAAGAUAAUAUGUGAGGUUUUAUCCAAUGAGAAUGACAGUGGACCAGCUCGCAUUCCUUUCAGUACUUUCCAGUUUCUCUACACUUACAUUGCUGAAGUCGAUGGAGAGAUCUCAGCAUCCCAUGUCAGCCGAAUGCUGAAUUACAUUGAGCAAGAGAUCAUUGGACCAGACGGGUUGAUCAAGGUGACCGAUUUUACCCAGAAUCCUCGAGUCAGGCUGGAGUAGAUUCUCAGUGCCUCAUACACUACUAUGUUACUAAAAGCAAGAGGAAACAGAGGAUAGAAUAAGAAUUUCAAAUAGGCCAGCCUCUCAGUCUCUUUUGUCCCUUUGUGUCCAUUAAUAAACAGUUUGCUAAAGCAACCAAUCAGAAAGAUGGAAACAUAGAUUGAGAAGGUGCCGAUGGAAUACUAGGGACUACGAUA